CUCAAAAUUUUAAUAAAUGUAUUCAAUUUUCAAGGAAAUUAAACCCGAUUAAAGCAAGGGACUGGGAUAAGUGUAGAGAACAGCUUACUGCCAGAGAAUUGCAGUACAGUGAACAGAGCUACGACGAUUGGGAGCGAUAAAUCGAAGCGAAUUAACGAAUUAACAUGGGCAAAAAGAAGAAGCAAAGCAAACAACAAACAAAGCAGAGAACAGAGAAUAAUGAGACGACGGCGAGAAGGACGAGAACGAGAACGACGACGCCCCAAACGAUUGACGAGGAGACGGGCUGCCUUAUGGAUAUCCUGCACCUGAACUUGCUGCACUUAAUCGAGGCUCGGAUAGGCCUGCAGCUCCAGCUGGAGACGCAGACGGCCAGAGCACGGCUCAUGCUGGCCAAGACGCGAAUGCAGCAGGGACGACCCCACUUGACCACCAUCACGCGGCUCCCUAGCUCCAGCGCCAGUUCCAGCUUCAGCAGCAGCUUCUCCACGCCCUGCCGCGCACUCUGUCGCCUGCUCGAACAAUGCAUCGGUUGGUGCAGCUCCUUCAAGCUGCUGCGACACGAGCUGAACCAAAAACUCGGCUUUCUGCGUCCCAUCAAUCGCAUCUUUGGCGCCCUGGUGCCGUACACCUUGCGGCUGGCGAGCGGCAACUGGGAGCACUGUGUGGAGCUGAUCGUGCAGAGUGCGAAUAUCCAGCGAGAACUGCAAUCUGUAGUCAAAGCCAUUGAGCGAUUCAAUUGGACGCUGCACAGAAGGGGCUGCGCCUGAGCGUCUUGGGGUAAUAAGUUCAAAGUUGAUAUUAUAGGACGUGCCUCUCCUU
Molecule: messenger RNA, 822 nt
Organism: Drosophila navojoa
Lineage: Eukaryota; Metazoa; Arthropoda; Insecta; Diptera; Drosophilidae
Source: RefSeq, a predicted model, not a curated record